AUGAAACAAAAGACAUUGGAAUCCGAUUUUUAUUUCAUUGAAAUUGAAACUCCUCCUGAUACUUCAAAAACUCAAUUUCUUUCAAGCCUUCAUCAACAAAUUUCAAGUCUAUUCGGGAAAUCAUGUUUAAAUAUUAUUAAUAUUCAAGUCAUGUAUUAUUCAAAAAAGAACAAGUUAGCAAUUAUUGCCAUUGAACGAAGAUUCCUCACUCAUAUCUAUAACAUUAUGCCAUUCAUUGAGAAUGGAGCUCGUAUCGUAAAGGCUUCUCCCUAUUUGCACACCAUUGUGAGUAAUAACAGACUCUAUUGUGAGCAAUUGCUCAUCUGUGCAGCUACCAAAUAA
Molecule: messenger RNA, 342 nt
Organism: Naegleria lovaniensis
Lineage: Eukaryota; Heterolobosea; Eutetramitea; Acrasida; Naegleriidae
Exons: 2
Coding region: 1-342 (113 amino acids)
Biological process (GO): tRNA 5'-leader removal
Cellular component (GO): ribonuclease P complex
Source: RefSeq, a predicted model, not a curated record